AUGAGCGAACCGGUUAUUGAUUUAAGAUGGGGCGCUUUUGAUCACAUGGAGACCCGCCAUAUGUCUACCCAACUCUUUUUGGAAGAAAUCAAACGCUGCCAGAAACUUUCAGUGAGUUCCAGCUUCAUUGCACUGCUUGGAAAUGAUUACGGCCGCUCCCCCACUCCUCUGACCAUUGUGGAACUGGAAUUUGAGACCAUUAGAGCACAACUUCUGGAAGAGCCCAAGACCUUGCAGCUUCUGGCUCAAAGGUACCUGAAGGAUGAGAACGCCAUCCCUCCCGUGUAUGUUCUACAGCAAUCAUCUCAGGCAGACCCAGAUGGCCUGGAGGAAGACUUGCUCUUGAUCCUCCGUAGGGCUGCCUGCCAAGCACAAAAGAAUGGGAUCAUCAGCCAGGAGCAGUUGCAGAAUUACCACAAGUCAGAGAUACAUCAGGAAAUUGAGGCUGGCCUCUUCAGAUCAGGUGAAUGCGAUGGCCAAAGUACCAUGGUGUUCUUCACAGAGGUGGACAUGCCCACAUCAGAUAGAGUGGACUCACGACUGGGCACAGAUGAAGAUGGUGGUGAGCUGCACCCUGAAGAACCGCAACAGUUAGCAGAUCUGAAGGCAAACAUCGUACGCAGGUGUCCUGAGCUGAUUAAGGUUCACAGGGUUCCAUAUGAGAUAGGACCCACGUCUAUCCGGCACAAGCCCUGGCCCAAGUAUUUGAAGGAUUUCUGUGACCAAUUCAUCGCUGCCACCAACCAUCACGUGCUCAGGAGCCUGCGAUCCCAAGAACAAAACCUUGGGAAGCCGCCUGAGCUGAUUUGGGAGCUCACACAUCACAUGGCCCUUGGUCAAAAACACAGCCAGGCUUUCUGCUGGCAGCAGAAUCUGCUGGGUCGCAUUUGCCAGCGCAUUAAACAGAACCACCAUCGAGCCCAUUCCCCACUUGUCAUCUAUGGCCCCUCCGGAUGUGGCAAAACAGCCCUCUUGUACCAUUUAGGUGAAGCCAUACAAACCACCCUGGAUCAGGAAACGGUGGUGAUACUUCGUUUGCUGGGAACUUCGCAGGAUAGUUCCACACGGAACAGCCUUCUCCACAGCCUCUGCCAACAGGUUUGCUUAGCCAUGGGCUUCCCUUACACCAAGCCAGUUGGCAAUCCAGUCCUGCUCUUCCACCGCCUGCUUUCUUCAGCUUCUUGCCAGGGCACACGGUCCCUCGUCCUGCUCCUUGAUUCGAUGGAGCAGCUACGCACCCCUAGAAAUGCUCGGAGAGCUUUCUGGUUGCCAAAAACCUGCCCUCCAAAGACACACCUGAUUCUUACUGUGCUGCAGAAGGAAAGCGAAGUCCUGCAGAAGACGACUGGGGCUCCAGAGGAUUACUUUGAGAUGGGGCCUCUUUCUCAAGAGCAAGUGGCGGUGAUUCUCUCCAAAGCUUUGGCAUCCGCAGGGCGUACGCUGAGGCCUGCCCAGCAGGAGUUGUUCCUGCAAAGCUUUGCAAAGGGUGGCUAUGCUCUGCCAGUGGCCCUGGCCAUAAGACAAGCCCAGCGUUGGACUUCCUACGCUCAACUUGCAGCACCAGCCGUAUCGUCUACAGUCUCAGAGUUUGUGCAUCGCUUGUGUGACCACCUGGAAGCGGCGCAUGGCCCUGUCUUAGUAGCACAUGUAUUUGGCUAUCUUGCCUGUGCCCGACAUGGGCUCUCAGAAGCAGAGCAAAAAGAUAUCUUGUCCCUUGACAAUGAGGUUCUGGCUGAGAUUUAUCGGCUUCAUCCUCCUCCAAGCAAGGCGAUCCUCCGCUUUCCACCCCUGCUGUGGGCUCAGUUAUACCAGGAUUUGGCUCAGUGGCUGGAGGACCGGUGGGUGGAUGGCUUUGUGCUGAUGGGUUUUGCCCACAGGGAGUUGGCUGAUGCUGUGGAGCAACGCUACCUGUCCAUGCCAGAAGAAAGGAUCAAGCGUCACCUGCUCCUGGCAGAUUAUUUCAGGGGAACAUGGAGCUGGGGCAUGAAGAAACCCAUCCAGCUGCCAUCCUCCAACAAGCCUGUGAGCUUUGAGAGGAAGGUGAUUCCUCAGCCGCUUUGGUUCUCCAGUACCCUUGCAAACCAGAGGAAAUUGAGCGAGCUGCCUUUCCAUUUGCUACAGGCAGGUCUGUUUGAGGAGUUGCAAAGAGAUAUUUUGGGGAACAUGAACUGGAUCAUCUGCAAAGUGACUUCCGCUGGCAUAGAGAGCUUGACUGCUGAUUUUGCCAUGUGCCUUGCCCAGAUCAACUGCCCAGAGCUGCAUCUCCUGCAAGAGACUUUCCUGCUUCUGCAUCCUCUUGUGGAUAGCACACAGAUCCAUGGAGAGAACCCAAAUCAAAUAAUCAAGAAUUACUGCAAUGCUUAUGUAGCAGCAUUAUUGAGAAAGACCCCAUAUAUAACAAAGGGAUGCAUUCUUAUUUAUAUAUCCCAGAAGGUAGGAGAGACUAAUGCAUUAGUCACAGAUGCUGUAAAUAUACAGAACGCAAACAGAAGACGGUUCCACAUCUCCUAUCUUUCUCCCUCUCCAGAAGUGAGCAUGAUCUACACGGAGAUAUUGGCACGGCUGUUUUCCCUCAGGCCAUCCUACCCUAAGAUCAUUGGGAAUGUGUGUGGGCAGUGCGAGAGCUGGUUUGGUGCAUGGCCCCAUCCUGUCCUCAUCCCUCGCUCUGGAUUUUUCCAUCCGCCUAGAGGACCUCUGUGCAGAACGCUACCUGGAUUUCCUAAAGGCACUUCAGUGCUGGAAUUCAACCUUGACCAAAAGUUGCUUUUGGCUGGUUCUGUGGAUGGUUCUAUGAUCAUAUGGGACAUGGAAGAUUUUACUGUUCAACAGGUCCUAACGGGACACUCUGGUGAGGUGAAAUGUGUGAAAUUAUUUGGGAAAGGUUCCCGUGCUGCCUCGGUGGCCAUGGAUCGGACAUUGCGCUUGUGGUGUCUGGAUUCGGCCAAGGAGGACUUCUCUAUCCACAAUGUUCACCCUGGAGAGCUGAGAUGCUGCCAGCUGCACAUAGAUGAAAAGAACCAGAUCAUAUACUGGGCAUCAGGUUUGGAGGUCAGCGCUUGGCAUCUGGAGACAGCUGUACCCAUUUUCCACAUCUCCGCUGAGCCUCCAGGCCAGUGGCUCUGUGGAACUGUGUUUGUACCAAGGCUGGUGAUUGUGACUGUAUCUGAGAGGGGUGUCUUCAGGCUGUGGGACAGCAUCAGCGGACAGCUACACUCUGAGCAGGAACUGAGAGGGCUGGGAGAAGAGACCCCAACAUGCAAUGUAUUGCUCCAUACGCUGGGCAGGAUGGUGGCCGGCUUCAGCAAGGGCUCCCUCUUGAUGAUCUCGUUUGAUGGGCACAGCUUACUGGAAAAGCUCCCAGAAAGGAUCAGCUUUGUGGUGCUUUCAAAAGACGAAUCUCUCCUGGCAACAGGUUUUGGGCCCCGUGUAAGAGUUUUCCUGGGCCGUGUGACAGGAUUCCGUCAAUUCUUGGCCUCAGAUCUGCUGCAUUCUGCUAAGGUUUGUGCAGCUGCUAUUUCGGCAGACAAUACCACCAUUGUCACAAGUUCCCAGGACGAAUGCAUCUGGUCGAGAAGUACCCUCAACGGGAGGAAUCGGCCAGUGUUUAUUGACAUUUGUCUCCCACCAGAAAAGGAGCAUGAUAAAUUGGAUGCAUCAGCUCCAGUCCAGUGUCUGGAAGUGGCUGAGCAGAAGAAUCUUCUCUUUGUGGGGCUGGUUUCUGGAACAGUGCUAGUGUUUCCCUUGGAUUCCAGGCAAGACAUUGGUUGCAUCCCUCCAGCAGAGAACCAAAAACCUAUUUGCAGCUUGGCACUAACUCAGAAUGAAAAUCAGCUGGCAGUUGCUUGUGAUGACCUUGUGCAGGUUCUAGAUCUGCAUCAGGAAGAAAUGGGUCUCUUGAUUGACCGGCCAGCUUACACCUUUUAUACACAGAUCCCUAAUGCAACCAUUUCUAACAUGGCUCUUCUAUCUGGGUACCGGGUGCUCUAUGGAAUGACUAAUGGGCAGCUCUUCAUGUACUACUGCUUGGAGGCCCAUGUGUUCCCACUAGAAGCUCAUGGGAACUCCAUCACCUGCCUGACGACCAGCCAUAGAGAGAAAUGGCUGCUGAGUGGCUCAGAAGAUUCACUGCUGUAUCUCUGGGAUGUUCAGCUCCGCUCCUGGGAGCACCAGAUGUUUUUCCAGAAGGAAGAUUCCUUUUCCCGUGGCAUUUUCUGUGCAUGUUUUUCAAAGGAUGACCGGUACCUGUUCAUCAGCAAUUUGGAUCAGUGUGUUACAGUGUGGGAUGUCUCCCAAGGAGUCCUCUUAGCAGUUCAGUUUGUGCAUGCAAAAAUUACCAGGAUGGUGUCAACAGCUGAAGGCUUUGUUGCAACAACACAACUUGGCUACCUCAUGCGGGAGAGAUUCCGCUGCCCGCAAACCAUCAACUUUUGCCAUGAUAUGCUCAGCAGUGUUAAAGCAACGUACACAGUGAAAUCUCGGCUAAAAGAGAGCCAGGAUCCAGGAGAGAUUCGGGGCAAUCUAAGGAACGCACAGAGGUGUACCAACAAGUUAUCACAAAUUUGUAGGAUUGUGUGAAUUGUCUACAAAGAGUGACAAAGAGUCGAAUAUCUACCUUGUCAUCCACAAGUGAACUUCACUUGGCUGUUUCCUCACUUCCUUAGAAUAUAUUUGUUUAUU
Messenger RNA from Thamnophis elegans (Western terrestrial garter snake), 4677 nucleotides. It is a transcript of the gene NWD1, whose product is annotated as NACHT and WD repeat domain containing 1. The record is from RefSeq and is a predicted model, not a curated record. The transcript has 18 exons. The coding region runs from base 1 to 4575 and encodes 1524 amino acids. NCBI's taxonomy places the organism in Eukaryota, Metazoa, Chordata, Lepidosauria, Squamata, Natricidae. Gene Ontology annotation, molecular function: protein binding.